AACUAAAAGAAUCACAACGCGCAAAAUCGCUCUCGUUUUUGUGCCUCCAACGCCGAAAAGAAAAAAAAAUUUCAGAGCCUCGAACGCCAUUGAAAAUUUGGGAGGGAACGAGAGAGACAGAGAGUGCCCGCGCCAAAGCACGGAGGAAGAAGAAGAUGAGAUCUCUGUCGGCCAAGACGGUGUGUUUUGUUCCUCAAUACCCAGACGUACAUGAGCUGCAGGUUUUAUGAACUCUGCAACGGUUUAAGCAAAAGACUCGGUUGAGAAUAUACAAGCACAGAAAUAGGAAUGGCUGAUGGAAUAUCAAGCUUCUGGGGUCCUGUCACAUCGACAAUUGAGUGUUGCGAAAAGAAUUAUGCCUACUCUUCUUAUAUUGCUGAAUUUUACAACACUAUAUCAAACAUUCCAGGCAUUCUGUUGGCACUCAUUGGCCUUAUAAAUGCCUUGAGGCAGCGGUUUGAGAAGAGAUUUGGCAUUCUUCACAUAUCUAAUAUGAUUCUUGCCAUCGGAAGCAUGUUAUACCAUGCCACAUUACAACAUGUGCAACAGCAGAGCGAUGAGACUCCAAUGGUUUGGGAGAUGCUCCUUUACAUGUAUAUCCUCUACUCCCCAGAUUGGCACUAUAGGAGUACAAUGCCCACCUUCCUCUUCCUCUAUGGUGCUGUUUUCGCAGGUGUUCAUUCUGUGGUUCGUUUUGAGAUUGGCUUUAAGGUGCACUACAUGAUCUUGUGUCUUCUCUGCAUACCUCGAAUGUACAAGUACUACAUAUACACGCAAGACGUGUGUGCUAAGCGGAUUGCAAAGCUGUAUGUGGCCACCCUUGUUACGGGCAGUUUGUGUUGGCUCUGUGAUAAGAUCUUCUGCAAAGAGAUAUCCGGUUGGAUGAUUAACCCGCAGGGUCAUGCCUUGUGGCAUUUGUUCAUGGGUUUCAAUUCCUACUUUGCAAACACUUUCUUGAUGUUUUGCCGGGCCCAGCAGCGAGGAUGGUCCCCCAGGAUUGUUCGUUUUAUGGGGUUUUUGCCCUAUGUGAAGAUUGAGAAACCAAAAGCCCAAUGAGAGGUUCAAAGCAAAUGGCAGGAGUAUAGUUUCAGUAAAGAUGUCGUCGCAGGUGAGGAACGUGACCAAACAACCGGACAAUCAUUUUCUUUCUCUCUUUAGAUUGGACCGAAAAGAUUGGUUUUGAUUGUUUUAGAUUGGAUCUUGUCUUAAAUUUCCUUGUAAAAGUUGGACAUGUAACAUAUCUAUAAGCCCUUUUCUGUUGCAUUGGUCGAUAUGACAUCAGUUUUUCGUUC
Molecule: messenger RNA, 1292 nt
Organism: Pyrus x bretschneideri (Chinese white pear)
Lineage: Eukaryota; Viridiplantae; Streptophyta; Magnoliopsida; Rosales; Rosaceae
Product: alkaline ceramidase
Exons: 3
Coding region: 289-1056 (255 amino acids)
Biological process (GO): response to salt stress; autophagy; ceramide metabolic process
Cellular component (GO): membrane
Molecular function (GO): hydrolase activity, acting on carbon-nitrogen (but not peptide) bonds, in linear amides
Source: RefSeq, a predicted model, not a curated record